Molecule: messenger RNA, 591 nt
Organism: Haemonchus placei
Lineage: Eukaryota; Metazoa; Nematoda; Chromadorea; Rhabditida; Trichostrongylidae
Source: the annotation of a GenBank genome assembly
AUGAGGUUCUUAUUCGAGUUAGUAAAUAAAUGCUACACUGAAUUCUUAACCACAUUAUUCCGCAACCACCACGGAGUACGUUCUCUAAUGAAGUUUCUCAUGUACUUGUACCUUUUCCCUUCGGUGUUAAUUACUUUCCGACCUUAUUUCACUCAAUACACGGACGAAGGCAGGUUUGCCUUUGAUCUCUACCAACCUAGGGCUCCCACGAUGCUCAUCAUCAUUCUAAAGUCGAAUUUCCACGUCGCACAUCCAGCGAUGCAACGUCUGCUAGUGAUCUUCAUCGCUAUGCUUGCCGUUUUGGUCAGCUGUCAGAGGGAACAACUCUCACCAGAGAUGAGCCGAUAUUUCAUGGACGACAUCGGCAGCAGCGAGUACGUUCCAAGUCUGAUGAAGGGUUCUGAUUCAAAGAGGAAACAUUCUACGCAUGGGCAGGGAAGUAAAUCUACAAAAUCGAUUAAAAAUCUGUCGUCACCAUGGAUUCAAUCGAUACAAGUCGCUAUCAUCUGCGAAGAACUUCUGCGAUCAAUUCACGUUAGUAUGCUCCCUUCACGGCGCUAUUGGAACGUAUAUUACUGGGUAUUGUUGUAG